Molecule: messenger RNA, 3672 nt
Organism: Etheostoma cragini (Arkansas darter)
Lineage: Eukaryota; Metazoa; Chordata; Actinopteri; Perciformes; Percidae
Gene: hmbox1b
Product: homeobox containing 1 b
Exons: 9
Coding region: 50-1276 (408 amino acids)
Biological process (GO): positive regulation of DNA-templated transcription
Cellular component (GO): nucleus
Molecular function (GO): double-stranded telomeric DNA binding
Source: RefSeq, a predicted model, not a curated record
AUCAUUCAACAAUAACAACACUGCCUCAGCAACCGCCACCUCUUCCGCAAUGUGCAACGGCAACAGCGGUGAGAGCGGCAGUGGAGGCGAUCACUCCGCCGCCGCCUCCUCUUCCACCACCUCCAAAAUCUCCACCGCCACGCAGACGCAGUUCGGCAGCGCGGGGGGACUCUCGCCUUCACCUAGCAACAGCUACGAUACCUCCCCGCCUCCGGGCCCACCACCGCCUUCCGCCAUCUUGCCCUCGCCAGUCUCGCUGGUGGCUCUGACGCAGAACGGGCGGGAUAGCCUAGCCGCCACGCCCAACGGGAAGCUGUCCCCUCCCAGAUACCCUGUGAACAGUGCGGCGGCAGCGCGGGCGUUUGGGUUCGAAGCCACAGAGGAGGACCUGGACAUCGACGAUAAGGUGGAGGAGCUGUUGAGGAGGGACGGCAGCAUGGUGAAAGAGGAGAUCAAAGCCUUCCUGGGGAACAGGAGGAUCUCUCAGGCAGUGGUGGCACAAGUUACCGGCAUCAGCCAGAGCAGGAUCUCCCAUUGGCUACUACAGCACGGCUCCGACCUCAGCGAGCAGAAGAAGAGGGCCUUCUACCGCUGGUACACGCUGGAGAAGACCACGCCAGGUGCCACUCUGAACAUGCGGCCAGCUCCGUUACCUCUGGAGGAAAUGGAGUGGAGGCAAACCCCACCCCCCAUCACCACUGCCCCCGGAACCUUCCGGCUGCGUCGAGGAAGUCGCUUCACCUGGAGAAAAGAGUGCCUGGCUGUGAUGGAGAGCUACUUCAACGACAACCAGUACCCAGAUGAGGCCAAACGGGAGGAGAUAGCAAACGCCUGCAACGCUGUUAUUCAGAAGCCAGGGAAGAAGCUGUCUGAUCUGGAAAGGGUUACCUCACUAAAAGUUUACAACUGGUUCGCCAACCGUCGCAAAGAGAUCAAGAGACGGGCCAACAUCGAAGCCACAAUCCUGGAGAGUCACGGGAUAGACGUCCAGAGUCCAGGGGGACACUCCAACAGCGACGACAUCGAUGGGAACGACUUCUCAGAGCAGGCAUGUGAGCUGCCCUAUUUUGACAAGAGACCUCUCAGCCGACCCUUUGGCCUUUACCGGCUGGAGCCCACCUCGCCAACACAGGACGACGGCGCGGCGCACAGCGAGCACCAGGACCCCAUCUCUCUGGCUGUGGAGAUGGCCGCCGUCAACCACACCAUCUUGGCCCUGUCCCGGACCGGAGGGGUGCCCAGCGACAUCAAGACGGAGUCCCUGGAGGAUGAAUGAACUGCCCAGGAAAUCUGGAUAGAGAGAAAUGACACAGUCGAGAGGGAGGAAAAGGAAGGAGGAGUGAAACGGGGAGUUGAAAAAAAAUACAACAGAGACCAAAAUACUUGCUACUUAGGAAACCUACUGAAUCUGUCCCUCAGCGUGCCCCCUUCCUUCUGUCUCUCUCUGUGCUUCCCCCCUACACUCCCCUCCUCCCACAAAAUCCAUGUUAACGGUAAUCCCCCCCCAUCUUGAGGAAAAUGUUCACGGAAAAGAAGAAAAGGGGGGCAAUCGAGGCCUUUAACCCUGUGUCUCCCACAAACUCCGAAUCUGAAUACACUCUCUCUCUCCUCACAGGAUACCUCUUCUCUUCCUUCUCCUCCUCCUUACCCCCCCUCUCCUUCCCUUUCCAGCCUGGUUUUCUGAGCCAAUCCUCAGUCUGUCUCACCUCAGCAACAACCUCAGAAAACUAACGUGUACUGUAUAUAUAAUAUAAUAUUAUAUAUAUAUAUAGUUCUCAGCCAAACUCUACCUACCGAUGUACCCCUCAAAAAUCCACCCUCUUCAUUGUGCAAUUCAUUGGAAGAGCAGCCUCCAGCCGUUGUCUGGGGAAAGAUGGAUGAACAGAUGGAUGGUGAGAGUUUCCUUUUUGGCACCGAGGCGGUCUGUAAGGAUCCUUUAUCUUCUCUAGUUAUCAUUCCUCAGUGGAGUGGCUUUUUGCUUUUUGCUUUCCGACAGCGAUUCUGCUGUUGGAUGAAAACCUCUAAAAAUUCAGCUAAGAAGAAGUAGCCUUAAUUUCAUACAGACGACUACACCUUUUUACUUUUAGCAGUCCAGAGCAGUUUUUUCUUCUCCCUGACAAGGAACAAGAAAUGUUUAGUAUAUGCAUCAAAAAUGAUUCGGGUUAGGUUUAUGUCCAACAGCAGCAGUGGUUGGAGUUCAGUUUGAGCCCAUAUGGCGACUGGAUGUACAAUCACUUUGCCUUGGGAUUUAGCUUCCCACUGACACUAUUAUGUACCUGAGGCUAUGAGAAUCAAUUUAGGGUAAAUGUGAUAAUCAAGCAAACUUAAGCUAAUCUAAUAAGGGGAAUUGUGCUUAAUGUUUUAAUUGUUUUAAAUGUCAUCAAUGCCAAAGGAAUAGAUGCUCCGGAGCAACAAGCUAAGCUAAGAGGCUACGCUGACACUGAUCUAAAAAUGGUGUUCACCACGAUGAUCCAAAGCGACUCUAGUAACCCCCUUUGGCGUCUGUAGGUCAUUUCUUUUCUCAGUGAAGCGUCUCGAGCCAGCGUGCCGCUGUCCGUUGGGUUUGGCUCUACAGCAGGCCUGUGUCGGUGAAGAGAGGUAGCCUAUUAGCAGCCGGACAUACAACGAUAAAAUACCCCUAAGCUAUUUACUACUUGUUCUGUGACGCUGCCUCUUUAUAUGAUAAGCCUCAAAAAUGUGCAUUCAGAAGAUUUCUUUUUUUAGAUAUCUGUGCUAUCGAUUUAGACCAAAUCCACACUGGAACUGGUUGAGAAUAUCUGAACUUCUGAGGCAAUGGUUUUGUAAUUAUUUCAUCUAUAUAGCCUCAAACGUGAAAGCACCACUUUGAAGGGAAUCAGAGACAUUUAAAGUGGUGAUAUUGGAAAUAAUUUCCCACUUUCCUUUUAGCCCCAGGUGGAACUUCUCCAAAACCAUCUUUGACCGGAGAUCAUCAUGCUGUGUUCCAUUUUCAAGGUAUAGCUUCUCAUUCUCAAGUACUACUCUUCAAAUUCAGCCUUGGAGUGAGACAGGUAAAGUAGUAGUGACACGAGAAGAUGAAUACCACCCUCGCAAUGUCUGCAUGCUUAAUAUGAAGCUAGAAUAAGGAGACAGCCAAGCUUAGCUUAGCUUAGCUUAGCUUAGCCUAGCUUAGCAUAAUAUGAAGACCGGAUCCAGCUAGCCUGGCUCUGUCCAAAGGUAAAAUUAGCUUUCUAUUCUCACCUCUAAAGCCCACCUAUUAACACAUUAUAUUUGCUCUUAUUGAAGCCAAACUAAAAAUGUUGUGGUUUUACGUACUCAAACUGUUUUUUGGUCUGGUACUGCAGUACUUGUACCAGAGAUAUAACGUGAGCUUUUGAGGUGCUAGUAGAACGAUAUUUCACUUUUGGACGGAGCCAGGCAAGCGGUUUUCUCUUGCUUCCAGUCUCUAUGCUAAACUAAGCUAGGCUAACGUCUCCCCCCUGUAGCUUGAUAUUUAGCGUACAGACGUGGUAAUAAUCUUCUCCUCUAAGUCUCAGCAAGGUACCACAAAAGCUUCCUCCAAGGACUACUGCUUUACAGGAACCCCUGCCUUAGGGCGGGUUUUGGAGAACUGGGAACUAUUCCACAGAGCAGGAACUCUCAUGUACAGUUGUUUUCAGAAUGAUAGCAGUGUGUUUAAAAAAAAAAAAAAAA